Molecule: messenger RNA, 2046 nt
Organism: Folsomia candida
Lineage: Eukaryota; Metazoa; Arthropoda; Collembola; Entomobryomorpha; Isotomidae
Product: protein catecholamines up
Exons: 7
Coding region: 389-1807 (472 amino acids)
Biological process (GO): intracellular zinc ion homeostasis; zinc ion transmembrane transport
Cellular component (GO): membrane
Molecular function (GO): zinc ion transmembrane transporter activity
Source: RefSeq, a predicted model, not a curated record
ACGAAAAUGUGUAAAGUCUUGAUUCCACAUCACAACUUUCGCAUUUUGAACAGGUUUUACUGACACGGGAGUAAUCACCACACAGUACAAUUAAAUUAAAUCAAAGUUAAAUCAUUAAAUCAGAUUGUGAGUCCACCGCUUUGUGACAAUUUAUUAUCUUUCUUUGGUCACCACAUACAGUAUACAGUCGUACAGUACAUUCCAGUACGCUCUCACUUCAAAUUGAAUCAGUUCGUGGUAGCGUCACUGUGUACAGUUUUGUAUCUGUCUGACAAUGUGGAGGUGAGACCUGAAGAUAACCCACCUUUCCUUAUCUGAGUGUGUCCAAUUGCCUGGACUCCGUUGUCAUACAGAAUCAAUCCGUCAAGAGAUUGAAGUAGAAUUCAACAUGGAACGUACCGAGCCUAGAGUUCUUCGAAGCCGGACAAUUGAAGUGAACCCCAACAAGGAUAAACCUCAGCCAGCGUCUGCACCAAAAUCUUCCAAGAAAGUCGAGGAUGGAAAAUCAUUCAAUAUUUUGCUUCAUCAGGAUCGAGGGAUUGGGAAAACCUUUCAACAAAUAGCAUAUAUCGUUGUCGUCGUCCUUCUCUUCUUUUGGAUCUUCCAAACCAAUUUUGGAUUUGCAAGUUCACAUUCACAUUCCCACGAUCACGGACAUGACGCUCAUGGACAUUCACAUGAUCAUGAAGAGGCCCCUUCGUUCAAAUAUUCCAGGCAGGCUAAUGAACAAGUGCUAAAAGAAAAAGAACAGCAUCACUCUCAUGACCAUGAGGAACAUCACCACCAUCAUCAUCAUGAUCACGAACAUAAAGGUGAAACUCUAAAGACUCCUCCCGUUGAUACACCACGCAACCCAAACUUGUGGAUGGAAGCUAUUCUUUCAACACUAUUGAUAAGUGCAGCCCCAUUUGCAAUCCUAUUCUGGAUUCCGCUGGAUAAUUCUAAAGAAAAAGAGGGCCUUCUCAAAAUUUUAUUGAGCUUUGCAUCGGGUGGCUUGUUGGGUGAUGCAUUUCUACAUUUGAUUCCUCAUGCAAUACUGGCCCAAGGGGGUGAUGAUGAUGGUCAUGGUCACUCGCACAGUCAUAGUCAUAGUCACUCUCAUGGGAAGGCUGAAGGAGCUCAGGGCGACUACCAUGCACAUGACCUUAGUGUUGGGAUGUGGGUAUUGAUAGGAAUUAUAACUUUCCUUGUUGUGGAGAAAGUCAUACGGAUCAUGAAAGGGGGUCAUGGACACAGCCAUUCUGUCUCGACCCCUAAAAAAUCCGAACCUGAAGAUAAACAGAAAUCUGAAAGUGCAAAGGGAAAGAAGAAAGACGAAGGGAAAGUCCAAACAAAAAUUGUAAAACAACCAACGGAGGAUAUUAAGGUUGCUGGAUAUCUCAACUUGGCAGCAGACUUUACUCAUAACUUUACGGAUGGGCUAGCUAUUGGCGCAUCAUAUCUCGCAGGACGAUCUGUUGGAAUGGUCACAACUUUUACUAUUUUGCUUCACGAAGUGCCCCAUGAAAUCGGCGACUUUGCCAUCCUCAUCCAAUCUGGAUGUAGCAAGAAAAAGGCCAUUUUUCUGCAACUUACCACUGCUAUCGGAGCACUUUCUGGAACUGUAAUGUCACUCAUGGCAGAAGGCGGAGGUGACGCUGCUGUUGCAUGGAUUCUGCCAUUUACUGCAGGAGGAUUUAUUUAUAUCGCUACUGUCUCUGUUAUUCCUGAACUGCUUCAAGAAACAACAUUAAAGCAAUCAAUUAAAGAAAUUAUUGCACUCCUUGCAGGGGUAUACAUGAUGGUACUAAUCGCGCAAUAUGAAUAAGUAGGAAAAAUUAUUUUGCCUAUUGUCUAUGUACAUAUAUAAAGUUAAAUCCUAUGUAUGACGUACGUACACUGUUCGCUCAUGCAUUUUUAUUUUAUUCUGGAAAAUGACUGACGUACAGCAUGCCAUGAAAUUCAUGCUCUUCUGCUUUAACAAAAAGUGAUGAUGUUCAAUUCUAUUGAUAAUUAAAAUGUUUUGCUAAUAAAUUAAAUUGCAGUAGUUUUUGAACUACGAAAUAA